CCCGUGCUAUACAUUGCUCGACCGCUUUGCCCCAGAGAUAUUCACAUGAUCGCGGCAUCAUCCGCCCCCAUGUGAUAUCCACAGCGCUUAUUUUAAUUAUAUCAUGCGCGUCUCGCCGUAUACCCACCCACGCAUCAUCUACAAUCAAUCUCAUCAUUUCUGCAUCGUUGACAUUUUGCUGGCAUUCCAUAUUUCUAUUGCCAUAUCUUCACUCCAUCAUAUCAUAUAUACCAUGUUCUCAUUCCGUUUUGCAAUGGUUUUCUAUAAUCUUCUAGUAUCGCCUACUUUCUUCAUCGAACUACGAAACACAUUAAAAUGGCAGUAUUCUUUCGCCAAAUGUGUACCUUUUCUUGUUCAAUGUACAAUGUAUCUCGUCACGAACUUUCACGAUCUAGGUUGCAUAUGCACAUAAUAGUCAUGGUAUUAUAAAACGUUCGCGUUCUUUCGCUGGC
Suillus bovinus is the source of this 452-nucleotide messenger RNA. RefSeq lists its product as uncharacterized. The record is from RefSeq and is a predicted model, not a curated record. The transcript has a single exon. NCBI's taxonomy places the organism in Eukaryota, Fungi, Basidiomycota, Agaricomycetes, Boletales, Suillaceae. Bases 104 to 412 code for a protein of 102 amino acids.